GCUGUCACUGCCAACGGGUCGUCAAGGCGACGGCGUUACUUUGACAACGAAAAUUAAGGGAAGAAAUUAGAGCAGUAAGAGUCGAAUUCUCACAAAGAACAGAAGCAAAACAACGAAAGUAAACCAAACUUUCUUGAAAUCGAAAGUUUCUAUGAGUCAAAGGAAUGGGUUACAAGAGCAACUAUCCGCAGAUGGUGAGGGAGGCGGGCUUCAAGCUGCGCCAGUACCGCGAUGGACCCUUGGACUGGCGUUUAAUGGGUUCCUAUGAGACUGACCGAAUACUGAGGGAGCAAAACUUCGAGCUUGUUGACAAGGCCCUGCAGCACUUGUCGGAGGCACCACUGGGCACUGUUCUGGAGACACACAUCCUCGACAGCGGCAUAGCCAAGUACUUUGUGAUGUCGCAGUACGCCAUCCAGUAUCUCGUCUGCUGUCGGACCUACCUGGAUGAGUGCGUGACGGAUUUGCGCGAGGCGCAUGAGAUAUCCCAGCAGGAGAUAGCCAAUCUCCGCAAAUCUCUGACGGAGUCCAACAACGAGGUGGUGCAGCUGAACAAGAGGAUCACCCAGAUAGAGACAAUACGCGAGGUGGUCUACCCCUGUCACCUGUGCACCAAGAACUUUAUCAGCAACGAGGCCCUCAACAUACACAUAGGGCGCAAGCAUCGCGUGGGCACACCCCCCAGCCUCGGGGCAGCACAAAGCAACGCCAAGGACAAGGACAACGACAUGAACCUGAUCAACACCAUCAAAAUGGAGCUGGAGAUUAAGCAGCUAAAGGAGCGACUGAAUACCGCCGAGCGCAACAUCAAAGAGCGCAGCAGUGGUUCCAAGCGGCCGAGCCCUCGCCAAGAUCAGCGCAAUGUGGGUAUACAAAGCAAUCUGACCGAGGACAAAGAGAAGGACGACCUAAACAGCGAGACCCAGGAGGGUGAGGCCAGCGAGCGCAAGGAGCAGCUGCACGGUCUGGCGGAGCGAUUGAGCAACUUCGAGGUUUUGCAAACACAACUCAAGCAAAGCAACGAACAGUUCAUCAUGGAUAUAAAUCAGAAGCUGGAAGGGCUCAGCCAUGCCCUCGAGCAGACCAAAAAGACCACCGGCAACACAGAGCCUACCCCCUUGGAUGGCCGCAUGCCCACGCCCACACCUUGCCUGGAAGAUUUGGAACGCAUUCUCACCGAAAAGGUGACGGAGAUUGGCAAGAUCAGUGCCAGCAAGCUGGAGGAAGUGGUUAACCACCUGGAGGUGGGCUACAAUGAUAAGCUGGAGGCUCUAGAACAAGAACUCAAGCAGCUAAGGGUGCGCAAGGAGGCCCCUAAACCUCAGACGGUGGCGAUUUUCCAUGGUUCAGGCACUUCCAAGAUACCGAAGCCUGUGAGCCGCAAGGAAGAAACGAAUGUGGAGCGCAUCCGGAAGCAAGUGGAGAGCGAGUUCCUCAAGAGCAAGGCAGACGACGACACUUACUCCAUUGAGGGGCCGCGGGAAAAGUCUUUGGCUCCGCCUCCUCCUCCUCCAGUGGAAGUCCAAGUGGAAAUCAACGUACAACCAAGUGGCGGCAGCUCCAGCAGCCAUCCAACGUACACGAAACCAGACGCCAUUGAGCCGGCUCUUAGCAAGCCUGAGGCGAGAGAAACCACAGACAUAGAUGAGAGCCUCAGCCAUGAGGAUGCAGGAAUAGUGCAUGACGAUACAGAGCAGACCCUUUCGGAUGACGGCAGUGAAACGUUGACUUCUGAGGCAGACCUACCGCGGACAGUCGAAAAGGCAGCAUCCAGCAGGCCUACAGCCCUCUCUCUCAGGAGUCCACAGAAGCCGCUGACCCGCAAGGAUGCCCGCAAGCUGGUCAUUCGGAAGAUGUCCUCCCAUGGCUACGACGUGAAGUCCAAGACUAUAUCCCACACGACCAUGAAGCGAAUCAACGGGGAACUAACGGAGCAGCGCAACAAGCUAAAAUUGCAAUAUCCGCAGUUCUAUGCCACUCGCAAUCGCAUACGCAAGUUCGUAGAAAAGCUCUGCUCCACAAAGCUACCGCAACGGGCCGAGAAUCUGCUGAAGCACAGGACGCCGCUGCAGCCCGUUGAAGCACCCAAACGCGGAAGCCUUCGUUCAGCCCCAAUGCAGGAGCCUGAUACGGCGGCCCAUAGCUCCCAAGAGGAGGAAGACAGGUCGGGGAGCAGCGAACAGUCCGAGUCGCGUGGUUCCAGUCCGCAGCGGCAGGUCGAUGAAAAUUUCAAAGCCCGUUUGGAGCAGAUUCUUGUGAAGCCCGCAGCGAUUGCUGCUCCACGUGAAGCUUCCAAGUCUUCUUUGAGUACCAGGCCAGUGCCUCUGCCGCGAAAACGAGUCAUGUUCAAUACGAUGGUUGGUGGCAAAGGCAUUAACGAUAGCGAAGAUGAUUUAAAGAAUACCCACAAUUACGCGAUGGUCUGCUCCAGGGUGACCGCUUGCGGUAUUUUUAAUACCGGUAUAUAAUGGUAUAUUUUGUCACUUUGUUCUAUUAAAUUUA
This is a messenger RNA of Drosophila persimilis, 2502 nucleotides long. It is a transcript of the gene DZIP1, whose product is annotated as zinc finger protein DZIP1L. NCBI's taxonomy places the organism in Eukaryota, Metazoa, Arthropoda, Insecta, Diptera, Drosophilidae. Gene Ontology annotation, cellular component: cytoplasm; ciliary basal body. The record is from RefSeq and is a predicted model, not a curated record. The coding region runs from base 165 to 2468 and encodes 767 amino acids. Gene Ontology annotation, biological process: cilium assembly. The transcript is spliced from 5 exons.